AAUUUAUUGACAGCUAUUGUUCGUCCAGAUAAAUAUGUAGCCACUUGAAAAAUUCAAACUACAAUCUACAUUCAGUUCAAACCCUCAAAAAUGUCCUCUCUACCUUCCGGAAGCUCUCGCAUGAACUUGAAAUUCGUUCACACCCAAGUGCCAACUCCAAACAACAUCUUUGACGACAUGCCUCCAAAGGAAGUCGUCAAAAACCAUCUGCGUCCUAUAUUUGAGGAGCAUUGCGAAUUAUGCAAAAAAUCCAAUACAUCCGAAGAAAGCCCUGCUGUUAGGCUGCGAAGAUGUGGAAGGUGUAAACUCGUCUGGUAUUGCUCUACAAAGUGCCAACAAGAACACUGGCCUUUGCAUAAAUCCGACUGCUCCGAUAAUCCUGACGAUGCAGAACUUCGUCGCAUCGUCAUGCGGAUCUUGGCUCAGCGUCUUCUUCGCGGAUUCAUUGAGGUCGUCUGCAUCACCUCGUACGAUAUCAUCAACACGAACCACCGCCCCCGUCGGUCCCCUAAGCUGCCGUAUCUUCUUCGUAUAGACCUAGGGAUAGAACCAGCAGAAAUCAGCAAAUUCAUGGAGAUAUUCCACCAACCGACAGAGGUAGAUUCCAAUCCUCCACCGGGAAUGGUCCAAGUCAACGCCAUAACCCACUCUGAGGAGUACGUCAAGGAGUACUUGAGCCGACCAUACAGGAAAGAUUCUAGAUACGUGGAAGAGAGCGUCGACGACAACAUGAAAUCAAAGAAUGGUCUUCCUGUAAUGAUCAUGGAGUUUGUCCUGAGAGGAGACGUGUCCUCUUCGGUGUCCGUAUUCACUUCAUUGACGCCUCAGGCCAUGGAAGUAGCUCGAAAGCGCCAACCGUACACCCAAAUUUCUUCAGUUCGUGGUACAUUCCAUGUUCCAUUCAGUGCAGACAGCACAAUCGAAUGCUUGAAUGGGUUGAUUCGAGAUGACAAGACCGACAAGUUCCUUCUUCGAAUUCCUAUGAAGCCACACGAUGUCGGGAUCAUCAGCGCCGCCGGAAGACAAGAUUUUAGUUAUUCGAAAGCCGUCCAGUACUUGCUGAUUAAAAUGAAGAGAGAUACGAUAUACACCCCGAUUGCAUAUAACUUCUCUUCUAGGUAGUAGCGUUCGAUUGGCUCUCAGGCCUUCGUCUUGUAAAGUUUUGUAUAUCUCGUAAUAGUGAUACAAACUUGCGAGAUGUGAAGGUGUUCUUGUCAGCCUCAGAGAGAAGCGUUGAACCUGUGGGCGUUUGUAGGCGCAUUGAAUUCAGAGUCAGAGUCUUAGUCCACCAAGCAUCGGCCGCGGAUGGCAUGGUUGUGGUGGUGGGUCAGUACUAAUGGCUAUCUGUGGGCGCACGUCGCACAAACGUCCCUUACAUAUUGC
This is a messenger RNA of Lentinula edodes (shiitake mushroom), 1383 nucleotides long. RefSeq lists its product as uncharacterized. Lineage: Eukaryota; Fungi; Basidiomycota; Agaricomycetes; Agaricales; Omphalotaceae. The transcript is spliced from 5 exons. The record is from RefSeq and is a predicted model, not a curated record. The coding region runs from base 91 to 1122 and encodes 343 amino acids.